ACAACGUCGAAGCCGUAGUGGCCGGCCGCCCAGCAGGUGCUUCAAUCCACUUCAUAUAGACAUAUCGCCUCAGCUCAGUCCUCAAUGCAGAAACACCACACGAUCUGGAAAAAAAAUCGACAGAACAUGUCGUCGGAGAAACAGGAGACGGCGGCGGUGCGCGUGCUGGGCAGGUGGCCGAGCCCGUUCGUGAUCCGGGUGCUGAUAGUUCUUGGGCUCAAGGGCGUGGACCACGAGCUCGUGGAGGAGGCCGUGGGCAACAAGAGCGAGCUGCUGCUCGCCUCCAACCCCGUGCACAAGAUGAUCCCCGUGCUCCUGCACCACGGCAGGCCCAUCUCCGAGUCCCUCAUCAUCGUCCAGUACGUCGACGAGGCCUGGGCCUCCCACGCCCCGGCGCUCCUCCCGUCCGACCCCUACGCCCGGGCGGCCGAGCGGUUCUGGGCCCACUACGUCGACGACAAGUUUCCUACUGCGAUCCGGGUCCUGAGGGGAAGGCUGGACGGAGACAAGGACGAAGCGGCGGCUCAGGUGUGCGCUGCUCUGCAGCGCCUGGAGGUGGCCUUCGUCGAGUGCGGCCAAGGGAAGGAUUACUUCGGCGGCGACAACGUCGGUUACCUGGACAUUGCUCUGGGGUCGCACCUCGGAUGGGUCAGGGCGGUAGAGAGGAUCGCUGAAAUCAGGCUGCUCGACGCGGCCAAGGUUCCUAAGCUGGCGGCGUGGGCGGAUCGGUUCUGCGCCCACCCAGCGGUGGCGGACGCCAUGCCUGACGUGGACAGGUUCGUGGAGUUCAGCCUCAAGAAUGACGGCGCUCUGAAGGCGGCUAGUGCUAAUUCCAAGUGAACGAACUGUUGUGGACACUAGACAGUGCUCGAUGGCAUCACAUAGCGGUUAGUGCUAAUUCUAAGUGAUGCAAAUGGAAUAACAUAAUAUAUGUUACCAUUACAUAGUAGUUCUUAAUGUAUAAUGAGUCUACAAAGUAAUAAAUGAAGCCCUCUAUGUUAUCACAUCUA
Molecule: messenger RNA, 1010 nt
Organism: Aegilops tauschii subsp. strangulata
Lineage: Eukaryota; Viridiplantae; Streptophyta; Magnoliopsida; Poales; Poaceae
Product: glutathione S-transferase U17
Biological process (GO): glutathione metabolic process
Cellular component (GO): cytoplasm
Molecular function (GO): glutathione transferase activity
Source: RefSeq, a predicted model, not a curated record